CCCCCAGUCCCCCCGCCUCUUUCCCCCGAGUCUCCCCCAGUCCAGCCGCCCCUAUCCCCCCAGUAUCUCCCAGUCCAGCAAACCCUUCACCUACUUCAGCUUCCCGUGGGUCCCCCAGUCCAGCCAGCCCUUCCUCUACCGCAGCCCCCCCGCCUCCCCAAAUCCAGCCAGCUCUUUCCCUACAGCCCCCUCUACUCCCCCCACCCCAGCCAGCCCUUCCCUUACUCUGCCCCCCCAUGCCUCCCCCAGUCCAGCAAACCCUUCCUCUACUGCAGCCCCCCCCGCCUCCCCAAACCUAGGGACCCCUGCCCCUAUUACUUCCCCUCCUACUCGCUGCAAUCGAGCCAACCCUUCCCCUCCGGCACCCCCCUGGGGGUCCCCCAGUCGAGCAGACCCUUCCCCUUCUGCCCCCCUCCCUGCAUCACCAAGCCCACCGAGCUCUUCUCCUGCUACUUGCCCCCCCCGCCCAGCAGCCCCUCCCCCGUUUACACCCCGCUCCACAUCCCCCAGUCCAGCAAACCCUUCCCCUCCUGCACCCCGCUGCCACCGGCAGACCCCUACCCACAUUUCACCCCCCCGUGCACCCCGCAAUCACUGGACCCCCUCCCUCCCCUACUCCUCCAGCCCACCCCGCGCCGUGGCUCCCUGUCCCCGCGGCUGCACGUCUGGGGGGUGCCGUCCCCACCCCAACACCCUGCCACCCCCUGAGCGGGUACCUGCCUGGGGGGGGGAGUGAGGGGGCACAGGGAAUCUGCUGCUCUCCUUUCCCCACCCCCAGUCCCAUGGGGGAGGCUCCCGUGGCGGAGCUGGAGGCGGUGCUGGGUGGGGGCAGCUGGGACGUGGGGACAAGCUUCGAGGGUGCCCCCGGACCCUCGGUGCCCACCCGCCUGGGGAGGAACGUCUGCUACGUGGUCCUGGCUGUGCUCUUCAACGAGGAGGACCAAGUGCUGCUGGUGCAGGAGGCCAAGGCCGAGUGCCAUGGGAAGUGGUACCUGCCAGCGGGCAGGAUGGAGCCCGGUGAGGGCAUCGUGGCUGCCAUGAGGAGGGAGGUGAAGGAAGAGACAGGGCUGGAGUGUGAGGCUCUCACCUUGCUGGCACUGGAGGAGAGGGCACCGGCCUGGAUCCGCUUCGCCUUCCUCGCCCGCCCCACCGGUGGAACCCUGAAGACCCUGGCUGCUGCCGACGCCGAGUCCCUCCAGGCCACCUGGUGGGCAGGGGACCCCCGUGCCCUCCCCCUGCGUGCCCCUGACAUCCUGCCCCUGCUGGAGCUGGCUGCCCGCUACCGCCGCAGCCCCCCGCACCCCCCGGUCCUGCCCCAGCCCCUGCCCUGCGCCCACCUCUGCCUGCGGCUCCUCGUCGCCUGCGCCAACCGCGCCGGGCACCUCUGGGUGCUGCUGGGCACGGCUGGCACCCCCCACCUGCCCUUGGUGGCUUGUGGCACGGCCCCAGGCCAGCCCCGGGGGGGCGGGGGGGGGCUGCGGCUGCCCGUGCUGCGCCUGCUGCGGGACUGCCUGGCGCAGGACCCCCGCCCGGGGCCCCUGGGGCUGCUGGGGCUGCAGCACCACCCGGGGGGGCCCGGGGAGGGGGGGGAUGGGGUCUGCUUUAACGUCCUGCUGAGCAUCCCCGAGGGCAGCCCCGGGGGUGCCCCCCCCGAGCUGCGCUGCCCUGAGCUGCGCUGGUGCCAGGUGGAGGAGGGGAGGCUGAAGGGACUCAUCCUGCAGCGGCUCAGCGCCACGGUGCCCAUCCGCAGCUAAGGGCACAGCCAGCAGGCACCAGGAGCCCAGGGCUGGGCCUGGGGAGGGUCCAACUGGAG
Molecule: messenger RNA, 1813 nt
Organism: Dryobates pubescens (Downy woodpecker)
Lineage: Eukaryota; Metazoa; Chordata; Aves; Piciformes; Picidae
Gene: NUDT18
Product: nudix hydrolase 18
Exons: 3
Coding region: 783-1754 (323 amino acids)
Molecular function (GO): 8-oxo-dGDP phosphatase activity; 8-oxo-GDP phosphatase activity; magnesium ion binding
Source: RefSeq, a predicted model, not a curated record